AUGAGUUCUUCAAUUGAAUUCGGCGGUCAUAUUCGACCAAACAACUUUAUCCUAGGCACAAAUAAUCUCUAGUAUCCAUAGGAAAAUAAUGUCGAUCAAGAAAAUCCUCAUAACCCAGAAAAUCAAAACAGAGGCCUUAUUAAUGACAAAUAGUUUGAGUUAGAGGAGAGAGUUGGAUUUAUAAGAAAGGUUUAUGGAAUUCUUUUCACUCAACUUGGCUUCACCUUCACUCUUUGUCUAUAUUGUAAAAUAAGAUUUUGCUUAACGAUAAUCUUAGCCUCCUACGACCCAUAUUUCGGAGCAGUUGUCAGACAUCCCGCCAGUAUGAUUUUAGCCAUUAUUGGCCUUAUUGGCUCUCUCUGUGCUAUGCUAGUCUUUCAAAUGACAAGAAAAGUUCCUUAAAAUUAUAUCAUGUUAGGAUUAUUUACCUUUUCACAAACCAUUCUUGUGGCCUCCAUUACUGCCUAUUUGACUCCAAGGUCUGUAGUAUUAAGUAUCUUAGCCUUUGGAUUCAUUACUUUUAUGCUAUACUUAGGAGCUUUGCAGAUUAAGUCGUUUGAGAAUUUUCUAGCCUCCUCUUUUCUCAUGCUUUUUGUAGCAUUGAUUUUAGAAAUAUUAUCAAUAGUGUUCUUCUUCAGUGACUACAGUCAACCUAUGAUGCUUUUAUAUUCAGCAGCUGGAAUCAUCAUUUAUGGAACAUAUGUGAUUAUUGAUAUGUAUCUAAUCGCUAAAAGACUAGAUGUUGAGGAUUACAUUCUUGGAGCCUUGACUUUAUACGUUGAUUUGAUGUCAUUGUUCAUUCAUAUUUUAAGAAUAUUAGGAUCCAAGAAAUGA
Molecule: messenger RNA, 834 nt
Organism: Stylonychia lemnae
Lineage: Eukaryota; Ciliophora; Spirotrichea; Sporadotrichida; Oxytrichidae
Source: the annotation of a GenBank genome assembly